ACUAAUGGGGAAAAAAUAAUACAUAAAAAAGAAAUCUUGUUAUCCGUGCCCAUUCUUGGGUAUCUGAUACUGUAAUAAAGAAUGUUUUGCUGAUUUCAAAGGUUUCCCGUCUGAUUUUAGUGACAACACUGCGCUUUUUGCAAGCUUCUAGUUCUCUUAAAUGGUGAUUCUUGACCUUUUAAAAGAGUUUAUUGUUGUUUUAUAGCCUUUUUCAAAGAGUCUAAGAGAUUUCAUAAGAUGGGGGUAAGUAAGGUAGUGGGUGUUGGAUCACACUACAUCUGCAUCAAAUUCAUUUUUUUUUUAACUGUGCUGACUUGUGUGCAUUAGAGUUAAAAUUACUCUGAAAGCAAAGUUCUGAUUAAUGUGCGUGUUUUGGUCUUUGUAACGACUAUUUGCCCCUAUGAGAAGCUAUUCUAUGACAAAGUCUGCAAAUUGUUCCUUCUUUUUGGGACAAGUGUAAUGUUUAGGUUUUAACAAGUCCAUUACUUAAAUCAGUUCACUGUCUACUUACAAACCAAUUUGUACGUUUCGUCCAUCUACUUGUUCAGCUCAGCUGGGGCCAUUAGAUAAACAAAAACCAAAACAUAUGCUGUAUAAGAGAGGACUCUUCUGAGCAUUCUCUCAGAUCACAGAAACUGGAGUUGGUCCAUGUGAUGUUGUUAAAUGGCUAAGAAGGGUUGGUUAAGCAUGAUUAAGAAGCUCUUUUUAUGGGGGGCACAGUCCUCACAAACGAAGAAGGAAAAAAGAAGGGUUUGGAUAUUUGGGAGGGUUAAGACCAAGAGGUUGCCUUCAAUUACAGCACCACCACCCUCAAAAGAAACAAGACUAAGUGAAGCUGAAGAAGAACACGGCAAGCAUGCUUUAACAGUGGCCAUUGCUUCUGCUGCUGCUGCUGAAGCUGCUAUCACUGCUGCUCAGGUUGCUGUUGAGGUUGUCAGGCUCCAAUCAGCUCAUCAACAACUUAAUGAAAAACAACAACAGCUUCAACCUGUUAAAACCAGACAUGAUGCUCCUCAUUCCACACACCACUGCCAGAGGAAGAUGGAAGAAGCUUCAGCCAUCAAAAUUCAAACAGCAUUCAGAGGUUAUCUAUCAAGGAAAGCUCUAAGAGCAUUGAAGGGAAUAGUGAAGCUUCAAGCUAUCAUUCGUGGAAGAGCUGUGAGACGCCAAGCUUUGUGCACUCUGAAGUGCUUGGAGUCCAUAGUGAGUAUCCAGUCACAUGUCUUUGCAAGGAGACUUCAAAUGGUUGAAGGAAGAUGGGAUUGUGGUGAACAUGAAGAUAUGGAAGGUUCAAGAGACAAGAUAAUAAGGAUGGACUCAAACAGUGAGAGAAGGUGGGAUGACAGCAUUUUGUUGAAGGAAGAGGUAGAUGCCUCUUGCAUGAACAAGAAAGAAGCAGUUGUUAAGAGAGAAAGAGUAAAAGAAUAUACCUUCAACCACAGAAAGUCAGCUGAAUCAGAAAGAGAUAAAAUAAAUGGAAGAUGGAGGUACUGGAUGGAACAGUGGGUAGACACACAACUUUCCAAGAGUAAAGAACUUGAAGAUUUAGUCUCAGUUUUCAGCUCACAUCACUCUAGACCAGGGGAGGAAAGUGGAAGGAGAGAACUAAAACUCAGAAAUAAUCAGAGACAGAAUCAGGUUGAAGGAUUAGAUUCUCCAGCAGUUUCUUCAAGGAACACAUUUCCUCACAGGAGCCAGACUUCAGAGGCAGAAGAUCACUCAUUCCCAAGCUCACCUGCAAUUCCUACAUAUAUGGCUGCAACAAAAUCAACACAAGCAAAAGCAAGAUCAACAAGCUCCCCAAGAGCAAGGUUAGGAGGGAAUUUUGACAUGAACUCUGAUAGCUAUUCACCAUGCAAGAAAAAGUUACCACUUGUGUCUUCUAUUAAUCAGCAAAGAUCUCCUAGCUUAAAGGGCCUUCCUAGACCUCUGAAGUUAAGUCAGACAUUGAGGGAUCUCAGCAUUAACUCUGAUUGCUCUGUGCCAAUUUGAGAUGAAGAAAGCUCCUUCACAUGAAGAAAACAUUAUCUCAGCAUUACCAUUGUUCCUCCUAUUAUAUAUGAAAGUAAAAAUUGAUUCUUUUUUGGUUCAGAAUUGGAUUUGAAUGUGACAGAAAGUUGUUAAUUUUUUCUCUCA
This is a messenger RNA of Vigna angularis (adzuki bean), 2136 nucleotides long. Its product is annotated as protein IQ-DOMAIN 11. The transcript has 5 exons. The record is from RefSeq and is a predicted model, not a curated record. The coding region runs from base 664 to 1992 and encodes 442 amino acids. Gene Ontology annotation, molecular function: protein binding. Lineage: Eukaryota; Viridiplantae; Streptophyta; Magnoliopsida; Fabales; Fabaceae.